AUGACUCUAUCAGUGAAACGACCCAUCUCCGAACUGGCCUCGCUUCCGGAAUCAAUACCGAUUGUCCCGCAGAUUCCCACGCAUCGACUGUACAAACGCAUACGGAGCAAAGCAUGCAAAUCCACCGGUACCUAUGGAUCGAUCCUUGCAUACGUGAACCUACUGGAAGAUGCUUCCAGCAAUGAGGCUCUCCAGAUACUGCUUAAAAUUACCGAUUCGAUGCACUUUGAUGAAAGCGAGUUCCCGGACGCAAUUCGCAAGCUGGUCGAACACUUCCAGCGUGAACCGGAAUCCGCCGUGCGGGUGAAAAUUCUCUCCCUGUUUGCCGAUCUGGCUAUCGAAACCAGUGUCGAUGGACAGCAGCUGAUCGAUGAGGUAAUUAAGCUGCUGAAAGCGGAAAAAUCGGCCAAAGUCAUCUCGCAGGGUUUGAUCGUGCUGGAAAAGAUUGGCAAAUCCUUCACACCAUCCGUAGCGUACAUCAACCAGAUGGUGUUCUUUGCCAAGGUGAAACUAUUCUCGCCUAGUCACAACGUGCAGCGCCAUGCCAUCCUGCUGUUAGGUGUGUUUGUACUGAUUUCGGACGCAGAAAAGGAAAGUCUUGAGCUGAUCGGAAAGUACACGGAUUCGCCGGAUGCACGUGUACGAGCACAAGCGUUCCGGUCGAUGCUGACGCUGGGCGAACGUGGUGUGCAGUUGCCACCGUCGUUGUAUCCGCGUGCUUGUGCUUCACUUACGGACGAUUAUGAGUGUGUGAGGAGAGAAGCGUUGAACAUGGUUUACGAGCUGGGAGUACGACAUCCGGAAGAAAUGAUAAAAGUUCAAGACUCGGAACAGGAAGUUCGGUUGAUCGAUGACGCAUUCGGCAAGGUUUGUUCCGCGAUUUGUGAUCUCUCGAUGAACAUACGCACACUGGCGGCCGAACUGCUCGGUGGCAUGACGAUGGUGAGCGAUGAAUUCCUUCACCAAACGCUGGACAAGAAGCUGAUGAGCAACAUGCGCAAGAAGAGAAGCCUGCACGAACGGAGUGCGGCCCACUUUGCGAGCGGAGAGUGGUCCAGUGGCAAGAAGUGGGCCGACGAUGCACCGAAGGAAGUCAUCAGUGCAGACUCGGUGUCCUUAAUGGCUUCGGGAGCGUGCGGUGCGCUGGUGCAAGGGCUGGAAGAUGAAUUUCUCGAAGUUCGCACAGCGUCAGUCAAUUCUAUGUGCAAAUUAGCACUGAAAAAUCCGCUGUUUGCGGUCACAUCGCUCGACUUUCUGGUGGACAUGUUUAACGAUGAAAUCGAAGAGGUACGCCUGCGCGCGAUCUACAGCUUGACAGCAAUCUCCAGACACAUCAUAUUGCGUGAGGAUCAGCUCGAAACGAUGCUCAACUCGUUGGAGGACUAUUCGGUGGAAGUUCGCGAAGGAUUGCAUCUGAUGUUGGGCGCGUGCAAAGUGUCCACCAAAAAUUGCCUUACGCUUGUCGUUAAGAAGGUAUUGGACGUGCUGACCCUGUAUCCGAAUGAUCGGCUUUCCACGUACGGUUGCAUGCAGCGCAUAGGACAGAAGCAUCCGGAACACUGCAUGUCCGUCACACCCAUAAUGUUGAUGGACCAUCCUUUCUUCGAGAGCCCCGAGCGGGAUGUAGAAGAACCGGCGUACGUGUGUGUGUUGAUUAUGCUGUUCAACGCAGCGCAACAUCUGCCAGCCAUGUUGAGCUUGUUCCCGGAAACGAUACUCAAACAUUACGCCUAUCUGCGUGACACGAUGCCGCAUUUUGUACCACGGCUAGCUGUCGGAUGUGAUACCAAGGAGCUUAAUCUGGUCGGCUCAACCGGGUCGAGACAGUUCCUGGAGACGCUGCUCAGCAACAUUCAGCGAGCUUAUUCCGCACCGCAAGCUAGACAGGCGCUGCUCAAAGCGGCCCAAGAUGAUUUGGACCGGUUAGCGGAAAUCGAUCCAGCUUUCUCCGGUACGGCCAAUUUCACGUCCGUCUUCUUUGGCGCUCAGCUGCAGAUGGAACAACUUCAGCUAGCUACUGCGGGCCAAUCUAUCAAGGCAACGAUCAAGGAAUGUUUGCUGCAGUUGAUCAAAAAGUGUUUAAUGUUGCAGAAUCUGUUCUCCAACCUAACUAUCGACGAUCAGCUGCUCGUGAAGCAGAUGUGUCUGCGGGCCAGCGCUCUCAAUCUGGUGCUGAUCGUCAAGGAUCGCUCGCAGAGUGCUCUUGGGCCUUGCCAAUUGUUGCUGCAUAUUGCAAGCGAUACGAGCAGUUUUCUGCAGGAAAAUACGAUGCUCGUUGCGGACACGUUUUCUAGCGCGAUCCUCUCCAAGUUGGCCUCGGUGGGGGAUCCAAAACCGGGGCGCGUUUAUCGUGAAAUUCUACCGAUAGUUCAAACCGCUGCUCCUGUGGUUAUUCCACAAAUCAACACAAAUAUAAAAAUGUGUAAAGCACGAAUUCUUGAACCGACCGAUAACUUGCAUAGCUCUGACAACGUCAUCAAGGUAACGGCUGGCCUUAUAGCUGCUGUGCCGUUUGUGGCGGAAUUGGAGAAUCUCCAGCAAAGCCAAAGACAAGACUUAAGGCUCAAAGUAAAAUAUCCGGAUCAAAAUGUGCACAUUGUCGUGCCGCGGAAACGUGACUUGAAAAAGGUUAUGACGGAACAGGGCGAGAGUGAAUCGCAAUGGCGAUUGCGAACCAUGGUUCUUCUUUCUCACGGCGUUUGGACAGAGGCGUCAACUGUUGAGAUAACGAUUUGCCUAUCGGUUAAACCUAACAAUGAGCUGGAACUAUGCAAGCCGGUAAGGGUCCAUUUUGCACCGAAACCGGUCAAACGAGGAUUGUAA
Messenger RNA from Anopheles maculipalpis, 2823 nucleotides. It is a transcript of the gene IntS4, whose product is annotated as integrator complex subunit 4. Gene Ontology annotation, biological process: snRNA processing. The record is from RefSeq and is a predicted model, not a curated record. The transcript has 4 exons. The coding region runs from base 1 to 2823 and encodes 940 amino acids. NCBI's taxonomy places the organism in Eukaryota, Metazoa, Arthropoda, Insecta, Diptera, Culicidae. Gene Ontology annotation, cellular component: integrator complex.